Molecule: messenger RNA, 2026 nt
Organism: Nasonia vitripennis (jewel wasp)
Lineage: Eukaryota; Metazoa; Arthropoda; Insecta; Hymenoptera; Pteromalidae
Product: poly [ADP-ribose] polymerase tankyrase-2-like
Exons: 3
Coding region: 234-1925 (563 amino acids)
Molecular function (GO): protein binding
Source: RefSeq, a predicted model, not a curated record
UUCUCGAGUGACCUCGGAGCGUGAGGACGCUAUCCACUGAAGUGUUUGCAGGGUGUCAAACAAGAGUGUUACGUUAAGAUAAAUUUUUUACACAAGAGGCAACGAUUUCAACCUUGGUCAAAUUGUUGGAAAAUCGCCGAUCAGCUAAUACAACGAACAGUCAGCGAGCCAGAGUUUUGCUAAUCCGGCACGACGCUUCGGUCAAGUGAAAAAAUCCGCAGUAUUUGGGAAAAAUGGAAGAUUGGGUUUACGCAAGAUUCGACAGCGAUGGUCAGCGGAAUAUAUUUACGUUCAUGACCGAAGAUUCGUACAGAAUACAAUGCCUCACGUGGUGUGACAAGAUGCUGGAGGAAGCAAUCCACGAUACAUUUAAUAGAUAUAUCAUGGAGAGGCUUACCGAGGAGCAGUUCUGCGAGUUCAUUUCCUCUCGUGACUCUACAGAUCGUCGUAGUAUAAUCGAGAUGAUUCUAAGGCACGAACCCGGCCUCAAACAAUGGUUUCCAAUAGGAAAAUUUAGAAAACUCUCACUUCUGUGGAUUGCCAUUCUCUGCUCCUAUCACAAUGCAGCCGAGCUGCUCGUAUGCUUAGGUGCCGACGUGAACGAAAUCUUGCCGUUUUCAGAGUCGUACUUGAUACAUCAGAAUUCCAGCAUCCUCCACGUGCUGCUUCUGAUGUAUCCGUCCUUGCAGAACGAGCAGCUCAUCCGCUUGGUAGUAAGCCGCGGCGCCAAUUUGCAAGUUCGAGACGCCCUGGGCCAGACGCCUAUGCAUUUAGCAGUGGCAAAAGGCCGAGUCGCACUCAUUGAAUUGUUUCUCGCCAGUGGAGCCGACGUGAACGCCGCCGACGACAAAGGCUUGACUCCAUUGCUCAUCGCAGCAAGCAGCCCGGAAGCCGACAUAAUGCUGCCUAUGUUGUUGAGGCACGGAGCUAAUUUAAACGCUAAGGAUUCGGAAGGCAUGAACGUUCUGCACUGGCUGGCAUAUGGCCCUAAGGAAGGUAUCGUUAAUCUGGCCAGAUACUUUAUCAAAAAGGGCGUCUCUCUGGAGGACAGAGAAAAUACAAGCCAUCAUCAACCGAUACACAUAGCCGCUAGCGCGGGAAAUAUUCAGUUGCUCAACCUCUUUCUCAACUGCGGCGCAAACGUCAACGCCCAAUGCAAGAACGGCCAAAGUCCGAUGUACUUCGUAUUGAGACAUGUAGUAGAAGAAACGACGGGCGAGGCAAUGGUGAAAAUGUUGCUCAAACGGGGCGCGGACGUCAAUCAGAGAACGGCGACCGGCUGUACCGUGCUGCACGUUGCUUGUGAUAUGGCGGGGUCCACUUUAUUUGGGCCCGAUCGAUAUUACAAACGGCUAAAGAUGAUUCUGUCUGCCGGCGCAGAUAUCCUGGCCGAAGACGAGGAAGGCAACACGCCUUUCUCUUUUAUGGAGUCCUUCACCAUGCAGAAUAUAGGAUGUUCAUGGAGCAACAAAAUGAUGCUCAAAGCUCUCGCGAUUAAGAAGGUCCGGAGCGAGCCGUCCACCAUAUUGAAGGACGAGAGGAUAAUCGAGAAAUAUGAAAUGGUGUCGGAUUAUUAUCACGACUGUGUCGAGCGUGCGUAUGCGCUCAAGUUCACGAGAUUCAUUAAGACCUGCACAUUUCUCGAUUUCCUCACAAAAAAACGCUACAGGAUUGCCGAGCUCAUGAGACAUUGCGACUUUGUGCGUAAUUUCUUUAAAUACGAUUUUGACACUUUAUUCUCCAUGUACGCUGCUGACUUGUACGAAGCGAUGGAAAACGCGAAUAAUUUCCGUGACUCUAUAAUGAUCAAACAGGAGGACCUGCUCAACGAAGCUUUCAGCGAUACUUUGCCUGAUCUCAUUUUGCGGCGAAUAAAUGAUCACUUGUUUAGUGACUGCCAUGAAAUUAAUUCGAUUUACCACUAAAACAAUUGUACGUCACCCGACAAAAGGAAAAAUAGGCUUUUCCAGCUGUGAUAUUUUCGUCAAAAUUUAUUAUUAAUAAAAUGCAUUUUAUUUAAAUACAA